This is a messenger RNA of Gasterosteus aculeatus aculeatus (three-spined stickleback), 2960 nucleotides long. NCBI's taxonomy places the organism in Eukaryota, Metazoa, Chordata, Actinopteri, Perciformes, Gasterosteidae. The record is from RefSeq and is a predicted model, not a curated record.
UCUCUGCGCCGUUGCUGCCGAGGAAAGCUGUUGUGUGACGACAUCAGCAGCCUCGCCGCUCGCAGCCGAUACAAACCCACAAUCCCUCUGGGUUUUGUCCUUCUCAGACUAAUAGAUAACCGCGUAACCUCCCAGCUGGUCUAUAAAACAUAAACUCGGCUUUAUUGCUCAAACGCCCGUCGGACCGCUGGAGGCACAGUGUCCCUGCGGCCUAUCAGCGCUCACGUGGUUCCUCACUCCGCUGCUCGUCCUCUUUCCUUCUAUCUGUAAGUAUGAAGGAUUCUGCAGCUCUGGCGGACGACUCGGAAGGCCGAGACUACGAGAGCAUCACCUCCUUCCUCGGGUCCUGGGGACCCUUUCAGCGAAGGAUUUUCUUAGCGCUCGCCAUCAGUAUCGUCCCCAAUGGCUUUUUUGGCGCCUACAUAGUGUUCGUGGCCGCCACGCCGCCCCACGAGUGCCACGUCCCGGAGAACGCCAGCAUCAGCGACGCGUGGAGGAACGUGACCAUCCCCACGGAAACGGUGGACGGCGUCGCCAGGCGCAGCUCGUGCUCCAGGCUGAACCUGGCGACGGUCAGGCGAUACUCCGCCGAGAGUUUCGUCCCAAACGUGGACGUGAACGUGAGUGAGAUUCCGCUGGAGAGCUGCCGGGACGGUUGGAAGCACAGCAGGGAAAUCUACCGCUCGACCAUCGUCACCGAGUGGGACCUGGUCUGUGACGACGCGUACAAGUCUCCACUGGCCACCUCCAUCCACUACGCGGGCGUUCUGGUCGGCGGGCUGCUCUCAGGCCAGAUAUCUGACAGGUACGGAAGGAGGCCGGCGCUCUUCCUCACGAUGGCCAUUCAGACCGUGUCGAUCACGGCACAGAUAUUCUCCCCGAGUUGGGAGAUCUUCACCCUGAUUUUCUUCUUCGUUGGUGCCGGGGGAAACUCCAACUACACUAUUGCGUUUGUGAUGGGGACAGAAAUUCUGAGCCCGAAGGCGCGCGUGUUCUUCUGCUCGCUGGGCGUGUUCAUGGGCUCCGCUCUGGGGUACAUGGCCCUGCCGGCGGUGGCCUACUUCCUGCGAGAUUGGCAGACGUUGCUGAUCGCCAGCGCCGCCUCCAGCGCGCUCUACGUCCCUCUGUGGUGGUUGGUCCCAGAGUCUCCUCGCUGGCUGCUCUUCCAGGGAAGACUGAAGGAGGCCGAGGACAUAUUGAGAGACGCUGCCAGGAGCAACAACGUCGAAGCACCGGAGGAAAUAUUUACACAAGCGGAGACCCACAACGCACUGGCCAUGAGAGACGAGAAACACAACAUCUUGGUCAUCGUGAAAAGCUGCAACAUGUUCUCACUCACACUAGUGUGCUCGUUUCUGUGGAUAGUGGUGAACGUGGGGUACUACGCGCUGGUGCUCAACACCUCCAGCAUGCACAGCGACCCUUACCUGAGCUGCUUCCUGUCGGCCGUGGUCGAGGUGCCGGCCUACAUAAUCGCCCUGCUGCUGCUCAAGUACUGCGGCAGGCACUUCUGCCAGUCUUCCACGCUCUUCUUCGGGGGCGUUUUCAUCCUCCUCGUUCACCUCAUUCCGACCGACAUUACGAGUAUCCCUGUGGUCCUGGAGAUUUUGGGGAAGUUCUGCAUGACAUCAUCGUUUUGCGUGGUGUACACCUACACGUCAGAGAUCUUCCCCACCGUUGUCAGAAACACAGCGAUGGGUUGUUGCUCCAUGGCUGCUCGCAUCGGAACCAUCACCGCGCCCUUCAUCAUUUAUCUGGCAAAAUACUACAAAGCGCUGCCAUACAUAUUGAUGGGAGGUAUCGCCAUUGGUGGCGCCUUCUUGUGUUUCCUGCUGCCGGAAACCUUUGGAAAGGCUUUGCCAGAGACCGUUUCACAAAUGCAGCCGAUAUGCGGGAGAGGAGGAAGAGAAAAGGAAGCAGAACGAGAAGAAAAAUAUCAGACUAAAGAAAGCAAGUUAUGAUUUUUGAAGCGUUUUACUCACCUGUUUGCUUCUAUUUUGAUUCUGUACGGUGAAUUGUGGUUUGAAAUGUCGCACAGUGACACCCGCUCAACUUGUUUUUGUAAUAAAUUGAAUAUUUGACAGAACACGUGAGACUCUUUACCUCGUCACGUGUUUCCAGGUUUAGGGGAAGGCUUUUACAUCGGCGGCCGCGCAUGCGCAGGCAUAGCGCCGUGAACUCAAUGUACACACUCAAGUCCGUAGUGACGUCAGAGGAAAGGUUCGAUCUGCACGUGCAGAGCUGACGUUUCCCGGUUAAUUUCUCCUAUGGUCGAGGAAACGCGCCAUUGUUGAUUAAUAAGAGGGAUGUUGAAGCUGAAAAGAGGAAAAUAACUAAAACUGCGGCUCUGGGUGCGCGUGGGCAGCCCCCCGCGAUGACGUCAUCCGUUUCCGUGGGAAGCCUGCAGUCAUUUUCACUUUCAAUUCAAACCGAACGGGACACAUUUAAAGUCGAAAGACACAGCGCCGUUUACCCGCGUCGUGUUGCGGGAGAAGCGAGCGCAGGUCGGCGGGGUCGAACCCUCGGCGGGUCUCCCGAGUCCAGGUGGUGGUUCGGUGACUCGGUCCCCCUCGACGAGGACACGGGUGGAUUUCAGCCGAGACGCGCCGCCCGGGGACAAACGGGACCAUCUGGACCGACGAGGAUUCUGGCAGUGCUACUGAACCGCUUCUCAUUUGGAGAUGUCCUGAAGGUGCUACGGUGCAGCGGCUCAAGGUACCAAAGCGGUCUGGUCGCCUCCACCAUCUGGUUGCCUCCUUUAUGCUCAUUUAUCACAUUGAUUGGUUGAUCAACCUCCAUGCAGUGUUGUGAGUAGAUGAACUCAGAAAAGCUAAUAACUGUUGUGUGUAGAGAUAAAGAAAUAUAGAAUCACCAUUUUCUGUCAGGAUCCUCACCUCUGGUUCACACGUUUUGUCUGGAUAAUCUUUCACAUUUUUGUUUAAUAAAUCUUUAAAAAACAA